Messenger RNA from Paramecium pentaurelia, 356 nucleotides. Lineage: Eukaryota; Ciliophora; Oligohymenophorea; Peniculida; Parameciidae. The record is from the annotation of a GenBank genome assembly.
AUGAAUUUAUAAACUUAAAGUGAAAUAGAUUUAAAACUAUCUGCAUUUGAUAAAUUGGGAGACAAUCCAGAUGAAGUAGAUAUUAAAUAUGUGAGCUAUAUACUUAAAAUCCCAUUAUAAACAAUACGUCUAUGGUUGGAAGAAAGAGUUGAAUAAGAUUUUCAAAUUGAUUUAUCAACUAUUGAAGAAACAGAAUGUUAACUUAUUGGAAGCAAUAUGAAAAACAAAGAAUUAAUAAAUUAAUAAAAUUAAGUUAAGGAAGAAGAUAUUUAGUAAAAAUAAAUAAAUACAUCAUUCAAGUAAUCAUCAAUUGAUUUAAAAGAUAAUUAGGUCUCAAAAUAAAAGAAAAUUAUUGA